GACCCUUCUUUCGCGAACACAACCAUGUUGCACAAACUGCCCCCUGAACUAGUCAUCUCAGUCCUCGCCUACCUCCCCCUUUCAUCAUUGCAGAACGUCCGACGCACAAGUAAACACCUCGAGAAUCUCAUCCGUAUCAACGAGUCCAUCAUAUAUCGCAAUGCAGCUGCUUGCGCAGGUUUCAUCGCGUCAACGAAUAUUGCAUACGCCGAUCUCGGCAAACUCUUCUCCCGCAGUUCUCUCGGAGGUUCCACAGACUGGAAAAGCUUCUGCGCUACCCAACAGCGAAUUCGAGCGUCGUGGGCGGGGGAUGCACCCUCCCGCGUCAGAUCCCAUCCCAGCGCAGGGAAAUACGUCCAUCGAAUCAAGGUUGACGAUCUACGAGGGCUCAUCAUUGUUACCUCAAGUCGGGGUGGGUUGCGAGUCAUUGAUCUACAUGAUGACGAGAUCCUGUGGUCAUUGCCUACUUCGUAUGUUCACCGUUACGCUCACUGUGAAUAUGACGACGGCUUUCUGAUAUUCGAUCGCGGGGGACUCGGAAGUGAGAAGGAGGUCUGGAGGUUGGAGGAUAGCAUUCCGAAGGAUGGACCACAGCAAUCUACCAUGUCCCCUCCAGACCAGCGACAACUUGAUGCGUGUGUGCGGACCGUCUCGGGUCUAACUGGGACGAACGGCGUCUUCCGUCCAUGGUCGCUGCUGAAGCCGACGGAACUGACGCGUGCGUUUCGUUUCGUCUACCCCACCCUGGCCGCUGCUUCGGAAUCGGCGAUAUAUCUGUGGAACAUCCCCACGGGAGAGUUGAUCCAAACUAUCCAGGACACUCAGACCUCGAAUACCGCUGAAGGCUUUGGUUCAGAGUCAUUGGGAGACGUCAAUUACGUAGAAGUCAGCCCAAGCCACGUCCUUCUGUGUGGAUCCUACGUGCUCAGGGUGUUCUCGCGCUCGACCGGGCGAGCUGUCUUGGACAUCCUUUCCGAAAAGGUUUCUUACGGAGAGCAUAUGUUCAUUCCGGACAUACAUGCAAGAGCUGUGGACUACGAUCUCGUCUCCGGUAUCACCAGACUUUAUCCUUUCCCAGUGAAGCCUGUGGUUGCUCCGGAGAACGAUCACAGGUUGAUCGACGAAUUUAUUGCUGUUCAUGUUUCCACUUGUGGAUCCCAUAUCGUGGGCUUGCUCGCAAGCUCUCGACUUAUUAUUAUCCCCUUUUUCGCGCGGGCUGUUGCAGGAGUUGAUGUGUGGGAUCUCGCGUUUGAUGUCCAGCUUGGAUCUCUCGUCGGAGUCAGCAAGUAUCUGGCUGUUGAGCAGAAUCAUAUUGUGGUGGCUACUGGCACUGGGCUGUUUGUCAUCACUCUGGACUGGAACCAAUUCCAGUCCGAGGUCAUUGAUCCAAUCAUCAACGUACAGAGGGCCAUGUGGUUCAACAACCCAAUACCCCUCAAUUCUGUCUCCUGCUUGCAAGUGACGCCGACUGGCGCAUACCUCAACUGGGAUCGUUCGGAUCAGCUUACUCGGGCUGUCGAAUGCGAGAUCAUAUUCUAUUCUGGGCUAUCUGAAGAACGUAGCGUGAUAGAUCUGGCCAAUGGUGACAAGUUGAUACAGCUCUUUGAGCCUGCCCAUCAGUCUGUGGUUUCCAAUGUAGUGAGCAUCGAUUUCACACCAAGCAUUCCAUUAUAACAUCGAUCUAUGCACAAAAUAUAUGCCCCCGCCAACUGUUCUCGACCCUUGUCUUUCCACCUCCCAGUAGCCCUGAAAAUCUACUCAGAACGACCUCGACGAUCGUUGAAUCGUCAAGAACCCAAAACACCAGGUCGAUGAUUUCAGCCUUGGUAAAGUUUGGACCUCCAUGUAUAUGCGCCCGAUUGAGCAGUCAUACACACCCCAAUGGAACAUCCCAAUGGAACAUUCUCAGGAGGCAGGCUACGCCAAUAGUCUUCUGUCAUCUCCAGAGCCGCAACGCUCCAGUUGUUCGUCAGCAGAUGGAAGGUCUUGUGCAAUACUCGCUCGAGAUGAUUUGUGCCUCAGCUCAUCUCGUCAAACGGACCGUCGCAUCACUGUGCAAAGCCUUCAUCCCCUCAACAGGCCGACCGGUAUUCUUGACGACAUGUCAGCAGUCAGCCAAGGGCAAUGAUGCCCGACGCAGAGAAUGAUCCAAGCGAGGGCCGGUCCGUUGCUCAGCAGUGCUUCGACGACAACGGGAUGAAUAGUAUGUUGCCCGAGACUUCGCUAAUGUCUCAGGGACGUCGCGAACUCAGCGUGGACCAAGAACCUGAGCUCGGGUGGGAUUUCCGAUGCCGCGGCGAGGACGCUGCCCUCGAAUUGCCCAUCCGGCGAAGGUCUCGCAAUGAGAGAAGGCUGCACUCACGUCCGAUCAUGUAGGAUGUGCUGCACGCUUGAUGUAGGCCGCCAUUGGAACCACCAGAUUCCCGUCCAGAACCAUAUAUCCGCUCAAUUCUCGCGUCAAACUCGCCGCGGCUCUCUCAGGCAACGAUAUGCCAAGUUCCUCAUCGACGUCGGUUCCUGACUGGCCAAGCAUCGGCUCGUUCUUUACCGAUCUCAAAGAGUUACUGAGCGGCUCAGGAACCAAAGAUCACAGACGGAGGAGUUCCACUGAGAGCCUGAAUUUCGUCCCUGUGGCCAAACAUUUAGUCUAUGGGAGCAGUCAGACGGGUGCUUUUGAGGCAAGAAUGCAGCGGACCUAUUCGUUCAACUACAGUUCCCAAGGACACUUUGUCAGAAUGGAAGACGAAGAUCACGAUGCGCAACCAUACGCAGCGGCAUAGUCUGAUUCUGUGGUUGCUGAAGUCUGAGUCCAUCAGUCUAUCAGAAACUGCGGAUUUCAUAAGCACGUCGUGGAUCCGUGGAUCCUAGUGCAGGAGGGAGACUGGUGCUCAGAAGCGCAGAAACGAGUAGAGUGUCGAUGUCGUGUCAUGGUGCGUUGUGUUGAGCGGAGGAAAAGUGACCAGCGGCGGCUUGUCGAGUCGAUAUUGAGACCUGAUUUGCCUGUAUUUCGUGGAUGUCCUCGGACCCGAACUGCUCAGAAAGUCGCUUCGAAGUAUAGCUGUGCUGAUCUGGAGUUCGGUGUCCGAAGUCCGAAGUCCGUGGGCCGAGUCCGAAAGCAGCCGUGUUCUUUGCUUUCAACGCCCACGAGCCCACGAUGCAGCUUUGAGCUACUUACAGAUUCGGGGUCACGAGAAAAUGGAGAACCCACAAACAGACAAUGUCUUCUGUGACUGGUCAGUCCCGUAGCAGCAGCGAAUUCCACCGUCAAUGGACAUCGACGGCGAGCGUCCAGCAACGUUUACCCGCCAAGAUCUGUAGCAGUGGCACCAGGAACUUGUCGAGACCCGACCUCGCGGUCGCUCGAAUAAGUAAUUCUCGCGGCGAGACGUCAACCGCUACUGAACACGAACUUUCGAUAUCGUCAUCCUGAAUCUGCAAAUCAGGAACACGCACCUCCGAUUCUAUCGUCCUGAAUUUGCAAAUGUGGGACACGAACCAACAUAGACUUCCUUUUUUCCGAAGUGCUUGACACGAAGUAAAGCUACGGGACCAUGGACCUCUGCAGGAGUCUAUCAGAUCCGGUCCGUCAGAUCCCGGAGUUCGGUGUUCACAGAGCGUCUGCCCGGCAUUUAUUUCUGGGAAGUGAUGAAAAUAAUGCCCGAGCUAGGUGCGAGCGUUUAAGAAACAGCAGCGCUGAGCACCACCUCACCUCGUCUUCACCCAAUCAUGCAGGGCACAACUCCCAAACUCCAACGCCUACUUGCAUUCCUCCUGCUCGUCGGUGCCGCAAGUGCGGACAGCUACACGGGACCCUACGCCGACGGUGGCACGUGGACCAAAGGUUUCAGCGCAGCCCAGGCCCUCUCGAGCCAGAUGACCAUUCCGGAGAAGGUAUUCCUGCUCCUCGCAUCUUUCUUUCGUUGGUUUCAUCCGGAUACAUCCAGGUCAACAUCACUUCCGGAUUUGAUGGAUCGUGCGCUGGAGUCACCGGCCAGAUUGUCCGACUCGGCAUACCACCCAUCUGUCUCCAAGAUGGUCCAACUGGUGUUCGCCCGGCACGGCGCGUUUCGCAAUUCCCGGCCGGCAUCACCACCGCCGCGACAUGGAAUCGAGACUUGAUUGCUGCGCGAGGGACAGCUCUGGCGCGUGAGUUUCACGACAAAGGAGCCAACAUCUGGAUUGGGCCGGUCACUGGUGGGCCAAUGGGGCGCAGUCCAUUCAACGGACGGCUUUGGGAAGGUUUCGGCCCUGAUCCGUAUCUGCACGGUGUCGCGUCCUUCUUGACCGUGAAAAGUGCUCAAGCGGAAGGCGUGGUUACCUGUUCUAAGCAUUACUUGGCAUAUGAGCAGGAAACAUUCCGGAAUCCCUACGGCGAGGCCGAGUCUUAUGAUGUCUUCCCUGUUAACGCACAAGACCCGAUUUCUUCCAACUUGGAUGACAAGACAGCGCACGAACUGUACAUGUGGCCGUUUGCAGAGGCGGUUCGCGCCGGCUCAGGAACUGUCAUGUGCUCGUACAACGAAGUGAACUCGACACAUGCGUGCGCUAACGAUGUCGCCCUCAACCAGUGGCUCAAAGGGGAGCUGGGUUUCCAGGGCGCUGUAGUCUCAGACUGGGGCGGAACUUGGGACACGAAGACCUCGACACUCUUUGGGCUCGAUGUGACGAUGCCGGGAUCUGGUAUCGAUGGGCUGUUGGGCAACUUCUACGGUGCCGAAUUGAUUGCGAUGGUGCAGAAUGGGACCAUUCCGGAGAAGCGCUUGGAUGACAUGGUUCUGCGCACCCUUGCCCCCAUCUUGGAGCUCCAGGACCUGCAGACCUAUCCUCGUCCGAGCUUGAAUCAGGUUGAUCUGACCAUUCCUACCAACAAUGUUCGCCGGGAUCAUUAUAAGAUCAUCCGACAGAUCGCGCAGGAGGCGAUUACAAUGGUGAAAAACAACCGUACCGGUGGUGGCGGGCUUCCUUUCCCAGCUCUCGCCGACAUGGCCUCGCUGGCUGUGAUUGGACAGGACGCCGGCCCAGCUCCGUACGGGAUGACCUCUUGUGACGUUGCGGGCAACACCUGUCCGCACGCUGGCAACAACGGAACACUCACCGUGGCGGGAGGAAGCGGAUUCGCCUAUCCGCCAUACACGAUCGAUCCUUUGGCAGCUAUCAACGCGUAUGUGGCUGCUGAAGGCCCCGACAUCAACCAGCACCUGGAAAACCACGAUUUGGCGGCGGCAGCACUGCAAGCCAGUGUUUCGGAGGCUGCGAUCGUCUUCUUGAGCGCAUAUGCUUCGGAAGGCUAUGACCGGGCCAAUCUGACCACUUAUCCCAAUGGGGACGCUCUCGUGCAAGCGGUCGCAGCCGUCAACAAGAACACGAUCGUUGUUUUGCACGUUCCGGGCGCGGUGAUCGUGGAGGACUGGAUCGACCACCCAAACGUCACGGCUGUGCUUAUCGCAUAUCUCCCUGGCCAAGAAAGCGGGAACAGUCUUGCGCCCGUGCUCUGGGGCGAGACAUCGCCCUCAGGAAAGCUUCCAUACACAUUUGCCAAGGAUGUUUCUGACUGGCCUCCGAAUGGUAUCAUGGCCGACGCUGUUCUCAAACCCCAGGUCAACUUCACGGAGAAACUGCUCAUUGAUUACAAAUGGUUUGACGCGAAGAACAUCACGCCCCGCUUCGAGUUUGGCUUGGGGCUGAGCUAUACGACUUUCUCCUUUGGCCAGCUCAGCCUCAAUGAGACCUUUAAAGCCGACAACACAUCCAUUCAACCAACCGCGGAGCAGUUUGUUGCACUUCCAGGUGAUUCCGGCAAAAGCAUGUACGAUGUGCUAUACACUGCUACUGUUUCUAUCGAAAAUACCGGCCAAACCGCCGGUGCCGAAGUCGCCCAGCUUUAUGUUUCGUUCCCGUCGGCUGAGGAUGAGCCUCCACGUGUUCUCCGAGGAUUCGACAAACUGCAACUGAGUCCCGGACAACAAGGCACUGCGACCUUUGAGCUGACGAGGAAGGAUCUGUCGGUGUGGGAUGUGAGCCAGCAGAAAUGGAGAGUUCCCAAGGGCUCGUUCACGAUUUCUGUCGGUGCUUCGAGUCGAGAUCUGCGGUCGGAGGUUGUUCAAGAGUUUGCAUGAUAGAGUUUAUAUGAAUAGAGUAUAUACCUGACCGUAAUUGUAAUCGGGCGCGUUUCUGUGUACAUACCCACAUCAGAUGACUUUCCGUAAGGAUUAAAAAAUGUUUUAGAAUAUGUUGAGACGUCGCCGAAGGGAUGUCACGCGCCUA
This is a messenger RNA of Mycena citricolor, 6264 nucleotides long. NCBI's taxonomy places the organism in Eukaryota, Fungi, Basidiomycota, Agaricomycetes, Agaricales, Mycenaceae. The record is from the annotation of a GenBank genome assembly.